GUACUAAACGAACCCUUUAAAUUUAUGUAGCCUGCCAAUUGAGGUUUUCGUUUAUUUUGUUCCAUAAUUUAAUUUCAAGAUUAUAUUUCAUCUAGCCAUAAAUACAAGUACUUGUAUCAUAAUGAAAAUGUUACUAUUUGUUAGUGCUUGAGAGAGAAAUAUAGGAAAGUAGCAAGAGUUUUGGAGUUUUUACUCCGUUACGCCAAUAGCACCUUCGCAAAAAAUAGCAGAUAACCAAAAUCAAAGCAAAGAAAAGCUAAAGAAAAACUGUGAAACGCGGAGUUUCUUUAGCUUACAGAUCCACACACAACAAGAUCAAAAUAAUUGAUAAUGAGGGAUUAUAGAAAUUUCAUUGGGGUUUUAUAGAUAAUUUGAUUGUUAUCUGCAUCUUCAAUUCAAUCUGGCAAAUUUAGAAGGAUUGCGGCCACGCUUGUCAUUGAAGCAAGCAAGUAGAGAAGAGGAGGACGAAGAGGAGUGUAGGCCUUGGCGUAAGAGGUUAUCUAUGGCUUUCAAUUGGUCUUCCCUUCUUAAGUUCACCUUCCUUCUUCUCCUUCUCGCUGCCAUUGCCACCGCUUGUUUCACUCUUCCUGUUGAAAAGAUACUGAAAGAUUUCUUGCUAUGGAUUGAGCAAGAUCUUGGUCCUUGGGGUCCGCUUGUCUUGGCUGUUGCAUACAUUCCUCUAACAGUAUUGGCAGUUCCAGCGUCAGUUCUUACGCUAGGUGGUGGUUAUCUAUUCGGCUUGCCUGUGGGUUUUGUUGCUGAUUCUAUUGGUGCUACCAUUGGUGCUGCCGCAGCAUUUCUUCUUGGUAGAACAAUUGGGAGGUCAUUUGUCAUUUCCAAGUUGAAAGAUUAUCCACAGUUUCGUGCAGUUGCAAUUGCAAUUCGGAAAUCUGGCUUUAAGAUUGUUUUGCUGCUCCGACUCGUUCCUCUGCUUCCGUUCAAUAUGCUGAACUACCUGUUAUCAGUGACACCAGUUUCAAUUUGGGAAUACAUGCUGGCGUCAUGGUUGGGAAUGAUGCCAAUAACUUUUGCCCUGGUGUAUGUCGGCACAACUUUGAAAGAUCUUUCUGAUGUUACUCAUGGAUGGGGUGAACUCUCAAAAACCCGCUGGGCUAUGAUAAUAUUUGGCCUUUUGGUGUCUGUGUUUUUAAUUAUUUGUGUCACAAGAGUUGCGAAGGCCGCUUUAGAAAAAGCACUGGCUGAAAAUGAAGACAUUGAUGACAUAUUGUCAAUACCAGAGCUACCAACUGUGGCUGAUUCAGCUGCACGUCUCGACCAGCCACUUAUAAUAAAGAUAGAUUCUGCUCAAGACAAUCAUGAAAAAUAGGACUGGUAUUAUCUUUGUAAAUUUCCUACUGAUGAUACGGCCAUAGUUAAUAUUUCUUGUUGAUGAUUUUGGCAUCCCUUUGGUGAUGCUUUUCCAGUCUUCAUUUGUACAGGCGGAUUAUACAAAUGCAUGUAGUUUGGACAGAAAUUGAAUCAUUAGUUUUUGGGGCUACUUUUAAGUCUACGGGUCCUCAAUUGCCAUUACCACCAGUGUAAUAAACUCGGGAAAUAGUUUUCUUUCUUGACGUGUA
Messenger RNA from Capsicum annuum, 1577 nucleotides. Its product is annotated as TVP38/TMEM64 family membrane protein slr0305. The transcript has 9 exons. The record is from RefSeq and is a predicted model, not a curated record. Lineage: Eukaryota; Viridiplantae; Streptophyta; Magnoliopsida; Solanales; Solanaceae. The coding region runs from base 503 to 1327 and encodes 274 amino acids. Gene Ontology annotation, cellular component: membrane.